Messenger RNA from Doryrhamphus excisus (bluestripe pipefish), 1746 nucleotides. It is a transcript of the gene actl6a, whose product is annotated as actin-like 6A. Lineage: Eukaryota; Metazoa; Chordata; Actinopteri; Syngnathiformes; Syngnathidae. The record is from RefSeq and is a predicted model, not a curated record.
GACGCGAAGUGGCGCCCUGCUUCGCUGUACACUCCUGUUCCAUGCUAGUGCAGCUCCUUUGUUGUGAUUAGCCGUCCAGCGGUUUGGAUUUUUCAACAAUAUUCCACAUUAUUACACAAAGGCGCUGUUGUGAAUAUUACAAAGAUGAGCGGCGGAGUAUACGGCGGUGAUGAGGUGGGAGCACUGGUAUUCGACAUCGGCUCGUACACUGUGAGAGCUGGCUACGCAGGAGAGGACUGUCCCAAAGCCGACUUCCCCACGGUGAUAGGCGUGACCCUCGACCGAGAGGACGGCACCACUCCCAUGGAGACGGAUGGCGACAAAGGAAAGAGCGGCACCACCUAUUUCAUUGACACCAACCAGCUGAGGGUCCCCAGGGAGAACAUGGAGGUCAUGUCACCCCUGAAGAACGGCAUGAUUGAAGACUGGGACAGUUUCCAAGCCAUUCUGGAUCACACCUACAAGAUGCACUUCAAGUCCGAACCCAGCCUGCAUCCGGUGCUUAUGUCGGAAGCAUCAUGGAACACGCGAGCCAAGCGAGAAAAACUCACCGAGCUGAUGUUUGAGCAUUACAACAUUCCCGCCUUCUUUCUCUGCAAAUCGGCCGUGCUUUCCGCCUUUGCCAACGGGCGGUCUACGGGCUUGGUCCUGGACAGCGGCGCCACACACACCACAGCCAUACCGGUGCAUGAUGGCUAUGUGCUGCAGCAAGGCAUUGUCAAGUCUCCCCUUGCCGGAGACUUCAUGAGCAUGCAGUGCAGGGAACUUUUCCAAGAGUUAAAUGUUGAAAUAAUCCCUCCUUACAUGAUCGCAUCAAAGGAUGGCGUGCGAGAGGGAUCGCCCGCCUGCUGGAAGAAGAAAGAGAAACUACCACAAGUCACUCGCUCGUGGCAUAACUACAUGUGUAAUUGUGUCAUCCAAGACUUCCAGGCAUCGGUGCUGCAGGUGUCUGACUCGCCAUACGAUGAACAGGUUGCCGCCCAGAUGCCCACGGUUCACUACGAGCUGCCCAACGGCUACAACUGCGACUUUGGUGCCGAGAGGCUCAAAAUCCCAGAGGGGCUGUUUGACCCCUCCAACGCAAAGGGCUUGUCGGGAAACACCAUGUUAGGAGUCGGACACGUGGUGACGACCAGCGUGGGAAUGUGCGACAUCGACAUCCGGCCGGGUCUGUACGGCAGUGUUGUGGUGACCGGAGGAAACACGCUCAUUCAGGGCUUCACCGACCGCCUCAACAGAGAACUCUCCCAGAAAACCCCCCCGAGCAUGCGACUGAAGCUGAUCGCCAACAACACCACAGUGGAGCGUCGCUUCAGUGCGUGGAUAGGAGGCUCCAUCCUGGCAUCGCUCGGAACCUUCCAGCAAAUGUGGAUCUCCAAACAAGAGUACGAGGAGGGAGGAAAGCAAUGUGUGGACAGGAAGUGCCCUUGAUGUAACCGCUCACCUUGGCUCUCGUGUUGAUGAAUCUCUCCUUUUUUGUAUCAUUUUUUUUUUUUACGUUGGACACGUACACAUCUACAGACAUGACAUUUCUUUUGACAGUACCAUCAUGGUCAGGUGGUUUGUGGAAACAUCCAGCAACAAAAUAUCAUUUUAGUACGCUCGUGCUCAUGCGGCGGCAGCCCAAACUAAAUAUUUUCUACAGCACACCGACCAAGAACUUUUGAAGUUGGAUUUCAGGAUUUUGUGUUUUGUAAGAACUUUGAGUUGGGUUAAAGUCGUAAUAAAACUGUAUUUAAUUCUUAA